AUGUUUUCCGGACAGGUCCGCAAGUACGUGGACUCCGCGGUGGAGUCUGUCCUGUCCCCCUUUGUAGAUUCCUUGGAUAAGGCAGGAUCGCCUGGAGGGAAGUCUGCACACAGAGGAAAAGUUUCUUUCAGGGACGGCAAGAGUGCCCGGCGGAAAGAUGGAUCCCCUUCGCGUGCGGAGGGGGACGACGCGGGGAGCAAGGCGGAAGGCGGAAGCAGGCGGCCAGAAGAGGGCCGCGGUUCUUUCUUCCGUUGGGCAAGGAGCAAAUUCUCAAAUGCACAGGAGCGGAGGGAACGGAAUCGAACGGGGAAGAGCCGCUCUCCUGCCUCGAGCGGCGAAGAGCGGUUCCGCCACUCUGAUUUAUCGGGAGAAACGUCGCGGCAACGGCGCUGGAGAUCGCCGAGUGGCGAUGACUCGAGCAGUUCCGCAGCAGAGACUGCGCGGAAACGUGGACGAUGGCCUGUUUCCCUCAUCGGUUCAUCAUCGAGGGGCGAAAACGCAUCUGAGUCCAGCGUUGACGAAGAUGACCCGCCAUCCCCAGAUUAUGCCUUCCGUGCAGGAGCGUCAAGUGCCACUGGCGGCGGAGACAUCGUAUACACAAACAUCAAACUGCGGCGUGAUCUCCUGUCUUCCUCAGGACUGCCGUUCGUUCUCUCUCACGGUGUCAUUUCAUGUGUGCGCAUAUCCAUCCCUCCCCUGCUCUCGCUUGCUCCGAUCGUAAUAUCUGUGGAGGAUGUCCUCCUCCUGUUCACACCUCUGCCCACCGAGUCGUGGAACCCACUGGAGAUUCGUCGCCACGCUCAGCAGCAACGACGGGACCUCAUAGCAGAUCUUGAGCGAGAAAUCGAAAAUCAGCUUCGCCAAAACCUUGGGUCCGGAGGCCUGGGGUGCAGCACGCCGUCACACCCUCGAAGCGUGCGCAGCCUGACGUCUUCUUCUCACACUCUCUCCAGAGAGAGUUAUGCAGUUGCGUCAGGCGGAACCAUGCUGGCAGGCGAUCGAAGCGCUUUCGGCGCGACAUUGGGUCCAAGCACGGGCUUGGUGGAGGACUCUCGGGGUAGAGGCACGGGCUCGACACCUGGAGGGGGGGGGUCCCGGCAUAUAUCCGAAACAACAUUGAGAAAUGGUUACUCGGGCGACUAA
This is a messenger RNA of Besnoitia besnoiti, 1143 nucleotides long. RefSeq lists its product as uncharacterized. The transcript has a single exon. Bases 1 to 1143 code for a protein of 380 amino acids. The record is from RefSeq and is a predicted model, not a curated record. NCBI's taxonomy places the organism in Eukaryota, Apicomplexa, Conoidasida, Eucoccidiorida, Sarcocystidae.